This is a messenger RNA of Microthlaspi erraticum, 1251 nucleotides long. NCBI's taxonomy places the organism in Eukaryota, Viridiplantae, Streptophyta, Magnoliopsida, Brassicales, Brassicaceae. The record is from the annotation of a GenBank genome assembly.
AUGGAGAAGGUGAACAUCGAGCCAUGUGUGAAGAUGGACACCCAAACCCUUGAUCUUCUCAAGAUAAGAGAUGAUGUCACAUGGUACAUAAGGAAGCUAGGCUUGAGCAAGCUCUUCAAGCUAGAGUGUAGUGAGUACUCACAACUCACCAAGGAGUUCCUCUCCACAGUAGCUCUUGCCUUUCCCAACCACAAUGGAGACCAACCAGCUGGUGAUGGACUCCUACUCUUCAAGAUAGGCGAUGCCAAUGGGCGCAUCUCCAUCUCAGCUCUAUGCCAACUCUUUGGACUUCCCAAUGAGACAGCACAUGACUUCAAGGAGAACUCAAAGAGGAAACAAGCUGCCUUUGCUGAUUGGACACACUUUGCCAAUGAACCAUUCUUGCCUUCAAGGUCAAAGGUGUCUAGAAUCACUCAUCCAGCCAUUCGCUAUGUGCACCGCCUCAUCUCCACCACUUUCCAAUGCAAACAAGAAGCCAACAAGGUCACAACUGAUGAGUUCUACAUCCUCACCACACCAUUCAUCAAGCAUGAGUACAAGGCCAACCUUGGACUUUUACUUGCCAAGACAUUCAUCAAUGUGAGGAAGCUAGCUCAAGACUUGGAAGGCAACAAGAAGCUUUGUGUUCGUUUUGGGAGGCUUAUCACGGCCAUAGUACUGCAUGUGGGGAUUGACAUUCCCAACUAUGAGCCACUACCCAAGCCAACCCCUUUGGAUCUCCAUGCUCUUCAGCACAUCCACUUCCUAAACCGUUGGACUAAAGACCCAACUCGGUUUUGCUAUGAGUUUCCAAUUGGUCCAGCCAACACUUCCCUUGUCUUGCUGCCACAUGAAGACAUCCCAAGCCUACGCUCAGGUGUUGUCACUUUCCAGCCCAAUGAGGAAGACUUCUAUGUUCCAUCAAGUGAGAAACCAUCAUUCCCCAUGCUCACCUAUCGCACACUUCAGCAUGCAGUCAAGACUCAACGCCGCCUCCAAGAACGCCAUGUUCUCACUACUGGCAUGGCCGCGCAUCAAGCUCUAGACCGUGUUAACAAGCUGGAGAAGAUAGUGGAAUGCCAAUCUCGCUUCAUCUCACGCCUAGUUCGUGUAGUUCGCCACAUUGCACCGGAGAGACUCUUUCGCCCUUCUUCCACCGCUAGAGAGCCAUAUGAGCCUGACCUUGGUGAGUUCUCACUAGACUCAGAGCUUGGUUCAGAAGGCGAUGACCCCAUAGAUGAGGAAGAGAGUUCUUCUCACUGCCACACAUAG